This is a messenger RNA of Anopheles coustani, 963 nucleotides long. Its product is annotated as protein dissatisfaction-like. NCBI's taxonomy places the organism in Eukaryota, Metazoa, Arthropoda, Insecta, Diptera, Culicidae. The transcript has 2 exons. The coding region runs from base 1 to 963 and encodes 320 amino acids. The record is from RefSeq and is a predicted model, not a curated record.
AUGGCAGCAUCGACAGUGUCUUCGCCGUACAGACAUCACCAACAAAGUCACAAUGGAGGGAAUCACCAGAUCCUUCUGAGCUCCCCUCCAGCGGCGGCUUCCAUUACGCCCAACAAUAGCAAUGCCGGUUCGACGCUGGACACUUCGCCACAUGCACUUUUAAACGGCGCAGCAGUAACAGCGUCAGCGGCCGUCUCACCCGGCAUCGGAUUCUCACUGGCCAAUGGUGGCGACGAGCAGCCGAUCCUGAUGGGCGCCCUUUCGGCAGCAGAUGCCGACGAUGCCUUCCACCAUCAUCUGCAUCAUCACCAUCAUCAUCCGGUAGGAAGUGUGCUGAUGUCGUCACCACAUCGUCAUCACCACCAUCUAUACCAUCAUCCACAUCAUCAUCCGGACUAUCAUCACCAUGCAGCGGCGGCCGCGGCCCUCCUGGGAGGAUUCGGUGCUGCCGCCAGUUCUGUCUCAUCAGCCGAUGCAGCAAACACAGACUGCGUUACCGAUCGGGAAGACUCCGAUGGGUUCCUUUCGGUGGCCACCAUUUCCUCCGGUCAUUAUUGUCUCGGCGGAGAUGUAGCUGCAAGCUCGUCCGAGAUGGCCGCAGUGGUCGGUGGCGGUACUAGUGAUGAUGGUGUUGAUGGAACGUCACUCGAAGGAGCAGGCGCUGAUGGUAGCGAUAGCAACAACAGAGUAGGAGGCGGUGUUGUCGGUUCAGCUAGUAGCAACGGUGUACUGCGAUCUAGUGAUCGAUCAUCAUCGUCUUCGUCUACAUUAGCGGCGGCCGUUGCGGCCAGUACGGCAGCGGCUGCAGCUGCUGCGGCAGCCGUUGUGGCUGCUUCGAACCAUCAUCAUCAUCAUCAUCAUCACCAACAUCACUCCCAUUUGCAGCAGCAUCCGUCGGAGUUGCAGUACCAUCAUCAUCAUCAUUCGCAUCGCCCGUUGCCGGUGGAUAUAUCGGCGCUAUAA